Molecule: messenger RNA, 3285 nt
Organism: Trichomonas vaginalis G3
Lineage: Eukaryota; Parabasalia; Trichomonadida; Trichomonadidae
Exons: 1
Coding region: 1-3285 (1094 amino acids)
Source: RefSeq, a predicted model, not a curated record
AUGCAAGAAACACCAUCAACAGAAAUAACUCAUGCUCCUUCAGGAUCAAACUCAUCUUGUGAAUAUCAUGGUUAUAUUCUAAGAUUUCCAGGACAAUUCAACGUUAGAAGUUUUCAUGUAUAUAAUUGCAAAGAUAAAGGUGAUAAAAUUGAUGGAUUUAAUAUUUUAAAUUAUAUUGGGCCGAUGAAUUUGAUCAUUUCCCUGGAUAAUGCAAAUACCUAUUAUGUAUUAUGGAAUGUUAACUUGACAGGAGAAGAAUCGGGAUAUACUUCAAGAACAAGUAAUAAAAUCUAUGAAACUAGAGCGCUUUCGUUUAGUAAUGUCAAUAAUUAUACAUCUGUACAGAUAUCAGAUGGAUAUACAACCACAAGUUUCUUAGCAACAGUGAAAUUUGAUUCAUUUACUUUUCAAUUUCAAAUACCUUAUAAUUAUUCAUCAUUAGUGUUCAACUUUGAUACGUACCAAUCAUCCCCUGCAACAUUGACAUUAGAUCAACAUGAAAAUAAGUCAGUUAUCCCUAGUGAUGUGACACUAUCAAGAUUAGAUAUUACAGGUGGAAAUGUUUCGUACUCGAAAAUAGUAAUCUCAUCUACAUCACUAUUCUCAAUAUCAUAUUCAACAUCCUUUGCAUGCGUAUUUGGUUUCACAGAAUGGACAAUUGAAAUUGAUGGAAGUGAAUUUCCUUUCAAUAUGUUUAAUCUCCCUGCACAUGUGAUAUUAAUUCUUCAUAAGAGUACAACAAUCAAAUCUUUUGCAUUUAAUUUCUUCACUGAUUUAACAAUAAAAUUAGAUUCGUCAACAUCAAGCGCAAGCAUUAAAAUAUCAGAUUGUGAUUUUGGCUGGAAAGAUUAUAAUGACUUCUACAUGGCUUCCGGAGUUAAUCUUGUAUUUGGAAAAUUAACAAAUUUUCCUUCAUGGACUUCAAAAUACAUACCGUUGCAUUGGCACAUGAAGAAGUUUUCUGAGAAAUAUGAAUGCGGGCAAUUAACAUUCACAACACUGCCUCAAUACGAAGGUACAAACUCUCUGAUUUUAUAUAUCGAUCAUGAAGAUUCUUCACAUUAUUAUACGAAAUCAGAGAUUUCGUCAAAGUUCCCAACGACAGAGAUGCAAGUAGUUUCAUGUGAAAAUAGAGAAAUCAACGUCGAAUUAGCGAGUGAUGUCACAAUUCCAGGUUUUUAUGAAGGUCAAUCAAUUAUGACAUCAACAACAAGUGGUCGAGUUAAAUUUGAUCCUGACAAACUAAGUCUGUUCCCACUAUCUAUAUGUUUGACAUUCGAUCUAGGAACAGUUUCUGAUUGCAAAGCAUCAUCUAUGAAAUAUUAUCUAACACGUGUUCUCAACAUGAGUUUACCAAUAUCACAAAUGAAAGCACUAGAUCCAGACUAUCCAGAGAAGGUUCUCAACUUAUCCCUCAAUGCACCAAGCGACUUGAAUGGUAUCGAAAUCGGAUAUUAUAUCACAUCUCUCGGAUUUGAUUCGAUGAACUUUAAAAUUCCGACACUCGAUUUGACGAAACUAAACAGUGAUUUGAAGAACAAAGACUUCUUUAUCAGUGCAGCUGAUGGUGCAUAUGCAAGAAUCAACGUUCUCGGCUUAUCAGAACUUCAAGGCAAUAUUUCUUUGAAUAACCUGAAUCUUAACUAUGAUCUUGAUGUUUCCACUCUUUCCAUUAAUGAUAAUGUCAAUAGUGUCUCGCUAACCAGAUCCUCAUUCAAUUUCAAAUUAAAGCCAACAUUUAAUGAAAAAGUAACGUUUUAUUAUAACUCAGAUGAUGUUGCAAAGUUAUUUGCCAGCGAUUUUUCUAUUAGUGUAUAUCAAUUAAGAUAUUGGCCACUGGGAAAGUCAAUUUUGGUAAUAACAGGUUUGGAACCGUUACAAAUUGCAGGUUUAUUUUAUGGAAACUCGACAAGGAUAAAACUACGUGUAACUCCAGUUGUAGAUGUUGUCCCUGUUACCAUUCAAAUUACAGCUUCAAAGGUUCUUUUAACUGUUGAUUAUUUAUCACAAGAUUCGUUCUCAAAUAAUGAUGAAUAUAGAUUAUUAAUCGAAUAUGAUGGAAAAGAAACAGCAGAGAAUGUUGUUAAUUUCAAUCUCACUAAUUUUAUUGGAUAUGCAGAGAUUCUGACUGCAGAAAGCGAUGUCGAUUGGCCAGAUUCAUUCAGGAGUCAAGAAAUAAUCACAUUGAAUCCAGGAAACAGCACAAUAACAAAUGUGUUGAUGUUGUUGAACUACACAGGACCAUACAUUCGAAACUCAAUAUACAAAGUAUCAAACACGCUGGCAAGUCGUGUUCAAUCCAAAGUCACAACAUUCAAACUUGGUGAUAGAUCUUCAAAUCUUCCAGAGGUCAAGUUCCCAGAUAUGUCAUUUGACAUUUUGCUGAGUGAAGAUAACGAAACAAAAAUCACUAAGAUAUCAGGAUGCAAAGCAAUAUUCGAUAACUUAGAGAUCAAAUAUGAUACUAUCUCAGAAUUUGAUUCAUUACAAGUUAACAAUAACUUAACGAUGUAUCCAGGAUCAGUUCUCAGACCGAGUGGGUAUUCAUCAAACAAACGAAUAUUAGACGACGGAACUAAUUCAGAAAAUUCAAAUACAGAUGUUUGUGACAUAUUCGGAACAAAUGUCAAUCUUAGAUGGAACUCAGACACUGCAUCAUCAGUUAUCCUCUCAUCAAACUGUCAGCAGCAAGAUUCGUCAAAGACAACAAAGUUCACAUUCCAAUAUGACGACACACUCUUGCCUUACGUUUUCAAUGCAACAAAUUUCAAAAACAACUAUAUGGGCGAAAACCAAAAGACAGUCAUUUCUGGUUUCAUCCCAUCUUCUAGCACCAAAGAAUCACUGAACAAAAGUUCUUUCAUUGGUCCAACUACUCCAAACAAAGAGUGGAAACAUUAUGAACCUGAGAUGGAAGUAAAUUUUACCGAAAACAAAUUCUUUAUCCGCACCCCCAUUAAUUAUUCCACGAAAUGGCUCUCAACAAUGAAAGAUUUACCAACUGAUCCUCCUCUUUACACCGAAUUGUUACAAAAGCAUUAUGUCAAAAAAGAUGGUGCAAAAGGAAAUGGUUUAAUGCUAAUAAUUGUGGUCGCUCUUGUAUUUCUUAUUGUUGUCAUCGGAAUCUGGUCUGUAAUGUUCUUCCUUUACAAAGAUACCCUAGUGGAGCUAGGAAACUCUAGUUAUAGCUCUGCAGAGUCUUUAACAUAUUCUAAAUCGUCAGGAAGUGGUUCCAGUUAUGAAAAGAAGAAAGAAAGCAGUUCUGGUUCAGGUUCAUCAGUUUAA